Molecule: messenger RNA, 1468 nt
Organism: Tripterygium wilfordii
Lineage: Eukaryota; Viridiplantae; Streptophyta; Magnoliopsida; Celastrales; Celastraceae
Exons: 10
Coding region: 414-1205 (263 amino acids)
Source: RefSeq, a predicted model, not a curated record
CAGAGUGGAAACGAAAACCUUUCCAACUCAACUGUGAAUUGGAUUGUCGAAAGUGAUGGUGCUGGUGUUACAGAUAUAUCAGUAACAGUGUGGCGGUGAUGUUGGUAUAAUCGUUUGUGAAAGAGAGAAGAAAAAAGGAAAUGGUGAUGGCUAGAAUUAGAAAUUGGUGGAGCCAUUCCAAAACAGUGCUUCUCAUCUGGGCUAUUUGCCUCUUCUUUUCUUACUCUCUCCUCCAACUGGCGUUCUACAGUUCCUCUACUUCUUCUUCUUCAGAUGUUGAAUUUAGGGUUUACCCCAACUGGGUUUUGAUGGGUUGAUCGUAUACUGAACUGGAGCUGUAAUUUCAAGGAGACGCAUCGAUGGAGGCUCACUAACAGAGAAUUCUUGGAUGGGCAGAUUCUUUAACUUCAAAUAUGGAGCAAAGAUCAAGGCUUUAUGAUAAAAUGGGAAAGGAUUUGGAUGAGCAUGGAGCCAGUUUUUUGAACAAUGGCGAAACAUCUCAAUCUUUGUCACUUUCUGAGCUCUUCACUCUGAAGGAUGGAUCUGUAACACCUGUACUUAAGGCAGCAAAUCCUCCUGUACGAGCUAAUGUUUUGUAUCUGAGUCCAGAAUACUCUGUGCCAAUCUCGGAAGCUGUGAAACAGAUAUUUAACCCAUAUUUUGAUAAAGCAAUCUGGUUUCAGAACUCCACGUUGUACCAUUUCAGUAUGUUUCAUGCCUCACAUCAUAUAGUUCCUGUUCCUGCCACUGAAGAAGAGAUUGAAGCUGAAGCUGCAGCUGUUAGAGGUGUUGCAGAGGGUCUAUGCCCUUUAAAUAUAUUCUUAGACAGAGUGGUUUUAACUUCAACAGGCGUACUCUUGGGUUGCUGGCAGGUGAUCUCGGGAACUGAUCCUGUAAAAAUCCGGGCUAAACUGAGAUCUGCACUACCACGUGCACCGGAGAAGCAACUUUAUGAUGCUGCUAUUCUUCAUACAUCAUUUGCAAGGCUUCUGGGUCCUCCUAAAGCUCAACCCACGGAGCCUGAUAAAAUAGCAGAUGGCAUCCAACUUUUCCAUGAGCUAGUUGCUCGCUUAAACAACCAACUUCGGGGAUAUAAGGCAGUGGUCUCGGAGCUCUGGUAUGUAGAGGAAUAUGAUGUGUUGGCCCUUGCAUUGAAUGGAAGAAUGAAUAUCCGCAGGUUUCGACUUGGAUGCUCAAGAACCUGAGGUUUCUAUACACGAAAGAAAUUAUUAGAAGCAUAUAUUGUAUUUAGCAGGAAAAGAAAAAAACUUUGGCACAGCAGUCACCCUUGCUAUAUGAUCUAUAGUGCAAGUGUUAACGGAUCUACCAUAGUCCGCUACAUCAAGCAGAUCACUGUAGAUCCGCUAGUGAGUUCCGGUAUUUUACAGGAAUUGCUGGGAACAAAAUUUUCAACUUUUUUUGAUAUUGACCCUUUAAAAAGGCAGAUAUGGUGAGUUUACAAGAGCCA